GUCAGCUACCGGAUCCGCACCAUUACCAUAAUUUACUUAAAAGGCAAGCUUAAAAGGUACAACGACGGUAAAAAUCAAUGUAAAAAUAUUUUUUUAAAUAUAAGAGGUACCUAACCUUAAAUUCAAUGUAAACAUGUAAAAUUAAACAGAAUAAAAAAGUAGAUUACUUAAUGGACUAAUAUUGAAAUUUCGCGAAAUUUCUUCCUUAUUUUACAUUCUAAGCGAAUGGACUCUUAAAAGAAACUGUAUGAGCCAAUAAUUGAGAGAAAUUACAAAAAUGUCUCUUUUAAAUAGAUAUUUACUAAGAUUGCUCUCAAAAAGAAAAUACAAUGGAAGUAUACAGUUCAACAGAACUUUAUCAAUUGCCAAUGGAUCCCAGCACAAUAUAUUUCAAUUAAUUAAACUCAGUCAAGAUAAGGUAAUCUUUAAAACUGACCUUAAAACAUGUUUUUAUUCAGUACUGUCUGAAGAGGAGGACUUAGUUGAUACUAAUACUUAUGACAAGGUAUGCGAAGAAACGUUGGAUUCUUUAGCAGAAUUAUUUGAUGAAAUAGUUGCCAAUGAAUCAAAGUUUGAAAAAGGGGAUGUAGUCUAUGGAAGUGGAGUUUUAACGAUAGAUUUAGGGAACUAUGGUGCUUACGUCAUUAACAGGCAAGCACCUAAUAGACAAAUAUGGCUAAGUUCUCCAACAUCAGGGCCGAAGAGGUAUGACUAUUCUGUAAAAAAUGACUGUUGGAUAUACAAGCACGAUGGCAAAUCACUACAUCACUUAUUAAAGCUGGAAUUUGAAAGUCUUUUAGGCAAAGAACUAGAUUUACUGAAGUGUAAACAUAGCAAAUUGUAGUUGUCUGAAUUUAUUGUUAUUUAUUGGUAAUAGAUGCACAAAUAUAAAUUCUUUGUUUAUAAAGUUA
Sitophilus oryzae (rice weevil) is the source of this 911-nucleotide messenger RNA. RefSeq names its product frataxin, mitochondrial. Gene Ontology annotation, molecular function: ferroxidase activity; ferric iron binding; 2 iron, 2 sulfur cluster binding. Gene Ontology annotation, cellular component: mitochondrion. Gene Ontology annotation, biological process: intracellular iron ion homeostasis; iron incorporation into metallo-sulfur cluster. The record is from RefSeq and is a predicted model, not a curated record. NCBI's taxonomy places the organism in Eukaryota, Metazoa, Arthropoda, Insecta, Coleoptera, Curculionidae. The coding region runs from base 278 to 844 and encodes 188 amino acids. The transcript has 3 exons.